AUGGAGCACCCCGACGAAGAAGGGCUGGAUGCGCUAGAAAAUCAGGAAAGUACGUCGGACAGCGAGAACGAUGCUGUAUUGACACCUCGCAAACGAUUCAAAAAGCUGCAAAGUAAUGGGUUGUCUGUUGCUGAAUCUAGCAUGGCAAACGAUGGAGAUUACAUCACUGACGAGAGAACGGAUGGCCUGACAGAUCUGGAUAAGAUGCACGAAUACGUGCGUACUUCCCACGGUAUCCAGCUCGAGGUCGUGCGUUUCCAGUGCGUCCCGCUAAAGGCCUCCAUCCUUGGGCGAGCUUUGGAUUUGAGAGUCCUGCAACGUAUCACUCUUCUAGAUACAGGGCCUCAAGACGCUUUUUGGUCUUUGCUUGUGAAGCUUACCAACUCCGACUCUCCAAUAGCUUUCAAGAGUAUCCAUACGGAUAACGUGACCUUCCCACUGCUGAAGUAUCUCUCGACUUAUGCCGGUCUUGAGGAACUCUUUCUUCAUGAACGGAGGACCAAGUCAACCGAGAAUGAUCCAAGAACUGGCGUGGACAUCACGAGCAUCCGUAAGCAGGCACUCAGACCACAUCUGAAAAGUCUGAGACGUGUCAUGGCUCGGAACGAGAGGAACGAAUCUUGGGAUUUUGACCUCAAGACUCUACACGUGCUCGCUAUGCAAGCGCAGCAAUUAGAGGAGCUGGCGCUCAAUCUGAAAAGUCAUGUGUAUCACAGCUUACUGCAAAUACUCCCAGCUUUCCGAUCACUCCGUGCUCUGCACCUUAUCGUGCUGAGAGCUGGCGACCGAGGCGGCUCGAUUCCUUUCGAAAGCCUGUCGUAUUCAAUUGAUAUCCUUUCGCAAUGUCCCGAUCUACGACUGAAGUAUAUUGCCAUAGGAGAACGAGUGACGGACCUUGCCGGCCAUGAAAAAUUCCGGCUCCAGCUAAAGAACAUGAUGACCAGCGGUCAAGGAGGGCAGGAGGAGAAUCAGUCGAAGAAAAAGGGCAAAGGCAAGGCUGUUGAAUCUCUGUCCGUAGAGCCGGAUGGGUUGUCAGACCACGAGAUGAAUGACAAGCUCGCCAAGGUGGAGCAUGCACAGAAAAGACUCCGGGUGAUUCGGCGAUUUGAAGAGGUUGAAAGCGUCCGAAUAUUCUGGCUGGAUUUGCGGAAGGGAAGGAUUUGA
Molecule: messenger RNA, 1164 nt
Organism: Bacidia gigantensis
Lineage: Eukaryota; Fungi; Ascomycota; Lecanoromycetes; Lecanorales; Ramalinaceae
Exons: 1
Coding region: 1-1164 (387 amino acids)
Source: RefSeq, a predicted model, not a curated record